GAACAAAUAAUUUAUUGUAUGAUAUUGUAAAAAUAAUUGUAUAGAAUUAAAAUAAAAAGAGAACAAUUUUAGCCAAGAUCGAAAGGACAAAUCUGACCGUUAUUAGUCCUAACGCCAAACCCAAUCAAAAUCCGGGAUUGUCCGGGUUCAUCGCAACUAAAGCCCAGUAAACGCAAACAAUGCAUACUCUUUUAAACAUUUUCCUGCAAAUAUAAUCAAUUCGCUAAAUCUGCUUAUUUCUUUUCCACAUCUUCAUGGGUUUUCGCUACAAUUUCUUCUCUCUCGGAGCAAUUUAUAAAGCGUGAUCCUACCUCUUCCUCUGACGAUCUAGAAGCGCUCAAUUUAUCUGUUUGGUCUAUGGAUUUUGCGUUUUAGGUGAGAGAGCGAGAAACUCCGAAACUAUUGCGCUCAAGCGUCGGGGAAGAGAAGAAUAAAAUGGCGGCAGGUGGAUUUGUGAGUCGAGCAUUCGAGUCGAUGCUCAAGGAAUGUUCCUCCAAAAAGAAUCCUGAUCUUCAAAAGGCUAUUCAAACUUAUUUAGAUAGUCCAAAACAAAGGAAUCAGCAAUCUUCAUCCACUGAGCCUAAUCCUGGAGAUGGAAGCUCCACUGGGGAUACACAGCAUGUUAGUAAGCCAACUGGUCUUAGUGGAACCAUCACAACUGCCUUGGCAAAUGCUGGAUACACCUUGGAAGGGGCUGAGGUGGAGCUUGUUCUAAAUCCUCUUCGACUUGCAUUCGAGACUAAGAACUUAAAAAUCCUUGAACCAGCUUUAGAUUGUCUUCAUAAACUAAUUGCCUAUGAUCAUCUGGAGGGAGAUCCUGGUUUAGAUGGUGGGAAAAAUGUUCCUCUGUUUACAGACAUUCUGAAUAUGGUUUGCAAUUGUGUUGAUAAUUCUUCUACUGACAGUACAAUCCUGCAAGUUCUGAAGGUACUUCUUACUGCUGUAGCAUCGACAAAGUUCAGAGUCCAUGGGGAACCUUUGCUUGGAAUUAUCAGAGUCUGCUACAAUAUUACUCUUCACAGCAAGAGCCCUAUAACCCAAGCAACAUCAAAGGCAAUGUUGACACAGAUGAUUAGCAUCUUAUUUAGGAGAAUGGAGACUGAUGUAGUCCCUACUUCAUCUGGUUCUUCAGAUCAUACUGAAGCUGCUUCCUCAAGCGACCAAAAUGACAAUGGAACGACUUUAGGCGAUGCACUAAACUGGGUCAAGGAUACAACAUUUGCAUCUAUUGAGGAACUUCAAAAACUAGCUGGAGGUGCUGACCUCAAGGGUCUAGAGGCUGCUCUUGACAAUGUUGUGCAUGUUGAGAAUGGUAAAAAGAUCACGAGAGGGAUUGACCUUGAGAGCAUGAGUCUUGGUAAACGUGAUGCAUUACUAGUGUUCCGCACCCUUUGCAAGAUGAGCAAGAAGGAAGAUACUGAUGAUACCAAGACACAGAUUCUGUCUCUUGAGCUUCUUCAGGGUUUGUUGGAAGGGGUUAGCCAUUUAUUUACAAAGAACUUCCAUUUAAUUGAUUCAGUGAAAGCAUAUCUUCUAUCUGCUUUGCUGCAGGCUUCAGUUUCACAAUCUGCUGUCAUAUUUCAGUAUGCUACUGGGAUAUUUUCUGUGCUUUUGUUGCGAUAUCGAGAGAGUCUUAAAGGUGAAAUUGGUGUCUUUUUUCCCUUGAUUAUUUUGCGGUCAUUGGAUGGUUCAGACUUCCCCGUUAACCAAAAAAUGAGUGUUCUCAGAAUGCUUGAGAAAAUUUGCAAAGAUCCCCAGAUGCUUGUUGAUGUUUAUGUGAAUUAUGAUUGUGAUCAUGAGGCACCUAACCUAUUUCAACGCAUGGUGACAUUUCUGUCUAAAAUAGCUCAAGUGCCUCAAAAUGGCGACUCAAACCCUGUUGCUGCCAACCAGACAACAUCUAUUAAGAAUUCCUCACUCCAGUGCCUUGUCAACAUACUAAAAUCACUGAUUGAUUGGGAGAAAUCUAAAAGACAACCAGAAAGGAAUAGAAGAGGUGACUGGGCUCCUGAAGAAGAUUUGGCACGAGAAUCUGUUGAGACAAAAGGUCAUGAAUCUACCAUGGCAGCUGCCAUCUCCGAGUUUAACAGGCAACCAGUGAAGGGUAUUGAGAAUCUGAUAUCAAAUAAAUUGGUGGAAAAGACUCCUGCCUCAGUUGCCCAAUUUCUGAGAAAUACUCCCAAUCUGGACAAGGCAAUGAUUGGUGAUUAUCUGGGUCAACAGGAGGGGUUUCCCCUUGGUGUCAUGCAUGCUUAUGUAGAUUCAGUAACAUUUUCAGGAAUGAAGUUUGAUACUGCAAUACGUGAAUUUCUCAAAGGAUUUUUUCUUCCUGGGGAGGCUCAAAAGAUAGAUCGAAUCAUGGAAAAGUUCGCAGAAAGGUAUUGUGCUGAUAAUCCAGGUCUUUUCAAGAAUGCAGAUAUUGCAUAUGUUCUUGCAUAUGCAGUUAUAAUGCUGAAUACUGAUGCUCAUGACCCAAUGAUCUGGCCUAAAAUGUCAAAGUCAGAUUUUAUACAUAUGAAUAACACAUAUAACCCUGAAGAGCAUGCCCCUAUUGAACUUCUGGAGGAGAUAUAUGAUUCUAUUGUUAAAGAGGAGAUAAAAAUGAGAGAUGAAGCUGCUGGCACUGGGAAAGAUAGCAAGCAAAAGCCAGAGGGUGAAGAAAGAGGCCGCCUUGUUAGUAUCCUUAAACUAUCUCUCCCUAAAACAAAGUCUUCAAGCGAUGCUAAGCCCCAAAGUGAAGCAAUAAUUAAGCAGACACAGGCUAUUAUCCAGAACCGAGCAAAAAGAGGAAUUUUUUAUACUGCACAAGAGAUUGAACUUGUAAGACCGAUGGUUGAAGCUGUAGGAUGGUCAUUGUUGGCUACCUUCUCUGUUACAAUGGAGCAAAGUGAAGACAAGCCAAUGGUUGUUCUUUCUAUGGAAGGAUUUAGUGCUGGGAUACAUCUCACUUAUGCCCUUGGAAUGGAUACUAUGCGCUUUGCCUUUGUAACAUCUCUGAUCAGGUUUACUUUCUUGCAUUCCCCAAAGGAAAUGCGUAUUAAAAAUGUGGAAGCAUUGCGGACUCUAUUUGAUUUAUGUGACGUAGAGCCAGACUGUCUUCAAGACACGUGGAAUGCUGUUCUUGAGUGUGUUUCUCGGCUUGAACAUAUUACGACAACUCCUGCUGUUGCUGCAACUGUCAUGCAUGGAUUAAAUCAGAUCUCCAAGGAAGCUGUUUUGCAGGCACUGAAAGAACAGGCUGGGAAACCAGCUGAACAGGUUUUUGUGAAUAGUGAAAAGUUGCCUAGCAAUUCUAUUGUGGAGUUCUUCACUGCCCUAUGUGGUGUAUCUGCAGAAGAACUAAAACAAAGUCCAGCUCGCAUUUUCAGCUUGCAAAGGGCUGUUGAGAUCAGUUAUUACAAUAUUGCUCGUAUACGUAUGGUCUGGGCUAGAAUAUGGACUGUACUCGCAAAUCAUUUUAUCUCUGCUGGCAGCCAUGCUGAUGAGAAGGUUGCUGUGUAUGCAAUAGAUUCUUUGAGGCAGCUUGGUAUGAAGUAUUUGGAGCAUGCUGAAUUGACCAGUUUUACUUUCCAAAAUGAUAUCCUUAAACCUUUUGUUGUUCUCAUGCGGAAUAGUCGAAGUGAAACCAUAAGAAGCCUUAUUGUGGACUGCAUUGUUCAACUGAUUAAAUCAAAGGUUGCAAGCAUAAAGUCUGGAUGGCAAAGUGUUUUUAUGAUUUUCACUGCUGCUGCGGAUGAUGAUUUGGAAUCAAUUAUUGAAAAGGCAUUUGAGAAUGUGGAACAGAUUUUACUGGAACGAUUUGAUCAAGUUGUUGGAGAUUGUUUUAUGGACUGCAUCAACUGUCUUAUUAGGUUUGCCAACAAUAAAACUUCCCACCACAUUAGUUUGAAGGCUGUUGCCCUUCUCCGUAUAUGUGAAAAUCGUCUUGCAGAGGGACGUAUUCCUGGUGGAGCUCUGAAACCGACUAAUGUUGAUGCUGAGUAUUAUUGGUUCCCAAUGCUGGCUGGUUUAUCUGAUCUAACAUCAGAUUUGAGACCGGAGGUUAGGAGUUGUGCGCUUGAAGUUUUGUUUGAUUUGGUGAAUGAAAGAGGUAGGAAGUUCUCAACUCCGUUUUGGGAAAGCAUUUUCCAUCGUGUCUUGUUUCCCAUAUUUGAUCAUGUGAGACAUGCUGGGGAGGAGAGCUUAUUUUCCGCUGGAGAUGAGUGGCUUCGUGAAAGUAGCAUUCACUCACUUCAGUUGCUGUGCAACCUUUUCAACACUUUUUACAAGGAGGUGUGCUUUAUGCUGCCACCACUCUUGAGUUUGCUGUUGGACUGUGCUAAAAAGACAGACCAAAUGGUGGUUUCAAUUUCUCUUAGUGCGUUGGUGCAUCUCAUAGAGGUUGGUGGAAACCAGUUCAGUGAGAGUGACUGGGAUUUGUUGUUGAAGAGCAUAAGAGAUGCAUCAUACACAACACAACCGCUUGAGCUACUCAAUGAGUUGGGUCUAGAGAAUCCCAUGAACCCUUCAAUUGCACUAGGGGAUUCAAAGGUUCAUACAAGUGGUGAAGUCUGGCAGUUUGAUUCUACUGAUAACGGGAAGAUUUCACCACUUGCAUCACUGAGUUCAGGUAAUAAUAGCAGCACAAGGGAUACUAAUGCAUCACUUUCACAAGAUCACCAUCAAGAAUCUGGGUUACAAUCUGAAGGUGUUCCCUCACCAUCAGAUAAAGCUCAGAAGUCUGCUGAAGCUGCAAGCCUCCAACGAAGUCAGACAAUAGGUCAAAGAAUUAUGGGGAAUAUGAUGGAUAACAUAUUUCUUAGAAGUCGUUCCGCAAAAGCAAAGAGUGGCACAUCAGAUAUUCCAGCUCCUUCUUCACCACCAAAGCUUCCUGAGGCUGUUGAACAUGAAGCCAAAGAUGAGGAGGAAAGUCCACUGAUGACUACUGUUAGGGGCAAGUGCAUCACUCAGUUAAUACUUCUUGGUGCUAUUGAUGGCAUUCAGAAAAAGUAUUGGGAGAAUUUGAAUGAACCUCAGAAAAUUGCCAUAAUGGACAUUUUGUUAUCCUUGGUAGAAUUUGCUGCAUCAUAUAAUUCAUACUCUAACCUCAGAACACGUAUGCAACACAUUCCUGCAGAAAGGCCCCCUCUAAAUCUUCUUCGCCAGGAACUGGCAGGAACUUGCAUUUAUCUGGAUGUCUUGCACAAAGCAACUUCAGGAUUUAAUGACAAUAAUGGGCAACUUCUAGAACCUAAAAGUUCUCAAGAUACUGAUGUAUCUUCAGACAACAAUGGUUUGGAAUUGGCUGAACAUUCUUAUGAAGAAACAAAAUUGGAAGGAAUAGCAGAAGAGAAGCUGGUCUCUUUCUGUGCACAGGUACUCAGGGACACAUCUGAUUUCCAAUCUACAAUAGGGGAAACAAGUUCCGUGGAUAUUCAUCGAGUUCUGGAGUUGCGGUCUCCAGUUAUCGUUAAGGUACUUAAAGGCAUGUGCUUCAUGAACAAUAAGAUUUUCAGGAAUCACCUCGGGGUGUUCUAUCCAUUGCUUACAAAACUUAUUUGCUGUGACCAGAUGGAUAUUCGUGGAGCACUAGGUGAUCUUUUUAGGGUGCAGUUGAAAGCUCUCCUACCGUAAGAGUUUUAAUAACGAAUUAUUUUGUUGAGAAACUUUUUAGGAAUGGUUUUCAGCGUCGCUGCACAUUCCUUAGGACCAUAGGCAAGAAUUAAUGUUUAUCAAGGAAAAUAGAUGGUUGAAAAUUGACAUUUUAUCUUCUUCGCAAGGUCCGGGUGCUUAUAGGUAUCAGUUUUAAAAAUUAUUUAAUUAUCAUUUUAAGAAAAUAUUGCGCAUUUAAUACUUUAGUUUUACUAACUAUUAGAAAAAUAAUCCAUUAAUUACUUUUUUUUUCCCUGUCCACAACAUAUCUAUUUCCUGUAUCAAAUUUUUCAGUGUUGUAAAUGAAUAUAUUAGAGUAGCAAAUAAAAGACCUAUAUCUGUUUCUAAA
Gossypium arboreum is the source of this 5980-nucleotide messenger RNA. RefSeq names its product brefeldin A-inhibited guanine nucleotide-exchange protein 5-like. The transcript has 34 exons. Gene Ontology annotation, molecular function: guanyl-nucleotide exchange factor activity. Bases 436 to 5613 code for a protein of 1725 amino acids. Gene Ontology annotation, biological process: regulation of ARF protein signal transduction. Lineage: Eukaryota; Viridiplantae; Streptophyta; Magnoliopsida; Malvales; Malvaceae. The record is from RefSeq and is a predicted model, not a curated record. Gene Ontology annotation, cellular component: trans-Golgi network.